This is a messenger RNA of Morus notabilis, 786 nucleotides long. RefSeq lists its product as uncharacterized. The transcript has 2 exons. The record is from RefSeq and is a predicted model, not a curated record. NCBI's taxonomy places the organism in Eukaryota, Viridiplantae, Streptophyta, Magnoliopsida, Rosales, Moraceae. Bases 1 to 786 code for a protein of 261 amino acids.
AUGGCGCCUCACCGUAGGCCUGCUAAUCAACUGGCACAACAGAAUCAAGGAUUUCUGGAUGCCAUGUAUGCUGCCUUUCAAGGCAUGGCCACAAGAGCUCGAAACGAGCGGCCGGUUGAGGAUAGGAAGCAAGGGUACUUCCGGGAAUUUAGGCGUGCGCCUACCCCCUCGUUUAAUAAUGAGGGAGGACCCCAGGAGGCGGAGUUUUGGAUUGACUCCAUAGUUAAGCACUUGAGUACUAUGGGAGUUCCAGAUGAAUACUGGGUGGAAUUUGCGGUGUACAAGAUGGAAGGGUUAGCAAACACUUGGUGGAAACAGGUCAAGAGGAGAAUGGAUGUCGUAGGAUUGACCUGGGAGCAGUUUGAGACGCUGUUCAAUGACCAGUAUUUCCCUCAGAGUUACAGGGAAGAAAAAGCACUGGAAUUCAUGUCGCUGCAGCAAGGUGACAUGUCAGUGAGGCAAUAUGCGGCUAAGUUUAAUGACCUGUCCCGGUUUGCGCCAUCUCUGGUGGAGUCUGAACACAUGAGAUGUCUUAAGUUUGAUAAGGGCCUCAAGAACUCUGUGAAGAGAUCCUUGGUGGCUCUGAGACUUCGAAACUUCCAGGAUUUGGUAGCUGCUGCUACACGGGUGGAACAGGAUAACUUAGCCUAUCACCAAAGCAAAGAAGAGGCGGGUCGAGUCUCUGUCUCUUAUAGACCUUCUGUCUCAGGUGGACCACAGCGGAGUGGUAGAAGAAACCGCAACCAGGGACAGAUGGUUGGGGAAAUGGGUGACUGUGAAGAAUAA